Molecule: messenger RNA, 629 nt
Organism: Racocetra persica
Lineage: Eukaryota; Fungi; Glomeromycota; Glomeromycetes; Diversisporales; Gigasporaceae
Source: the annotation of a GenBank genome assembly
AUCAAGGUUUAGAAUCGGAGUAUUUAGAAUCAUCAUAUAAAGAACCAUCGUCUCCACAACUAUCAUCUCAGGAGCAAUCGUCUCAAGUACCAGCACCAGCACCUCAAGCAUUCUUACCUAAAACACCACCACCUCAAGCACUAUUAUUGUCUCAAGUAUCAUUAUCGCCUCAACCGCCUGGUUAUCAAGUUACCGGGACAUUUGUUUUGUUUACGCACUUAGUACCAGACCCAAAAGGCAGUGGAGUAGUCAUUUGGGUCCCUCAUGAAAACACACCUCUAAGUUUAUCUUAUAAUCCUAAUCCAAUAACUACCAUUUUAGAUGCUGGUAGUAGUAAAAUAACAUAUCCGCCACAUGGUGUAGUCAUGCAUCCUUCCUAUGACGGUAAAUUUUCUGUAGCGAGGUUUACUGCACCGACGAAUGGGAAUUAUAUUCUAAGCGUCAUGUUCACGCAUGUUGAUGAUCAUGCAAAUUUUAUACAUACGGGUGGUUAUAUCGUAUACAAUAAUUCCUUGACACUUUGGGAAACUGACUUAUUUGGUAUCGGUGAUUUCAAAUCGUACAAGUCGACUAUCACUGUCAGAGAAAAUGAAACUAUCGACUUCAUUAUAGGAAAUGGUCUAGACAAC